UACAGUUUUCUAACUGUUUAUAAACUUUUUUCAACUUUAUUGACGUUUAUCUUAUUGUAGAGGUGUAGAAACGUAUUAUUAAACGGAGGGCGCAGUACCGCGGUUCCGCCGGUAGGUGCCGCCAGAUCCGUAUUUUUUCUAGUUAGGUGGGAGCAGCCAAUCAACGGUGGGCUAAAAACAGAGCGCAUUCCUCAACAGCGUUUCAGUGGCCCGUGCCCACGCGCUCCGCACCGUCGGUGCUCUUAACGGGGGAGUCCACGUACACACACACACACAUACACACACUUAUACACGCCGAUACACACCGCGGACAGCAGGAAUACUAGGGUUCUCUCCGCUCCAGGUCGGGGGUCAGCGUGUCCGGAGAGACGGGCCAUGUCGGAGCUGCUGGUGGAUCUGCUGGGGGAGCGGCUGGUGAACGGGGAGAAAGCCGAGCUGGACGUGCAGGCGCUGGGCAGCGGGCUGGCGCUGGUCGGCCUGUACUUCGGCUGCAGUCUGAACGCUCCGUGCAGGCAGUUCAACAGCAGCCUGGCCGAGUUCUACAGCAAGUUCAAGAAAUGCUCCGAGCACAAAGACCAGCUGGAGAUCGUCUUCAUCUCCUCAGACCAGGACCAGAAGCACUGGCAGGACUUCCUGCAGGAGAUGCAGUGGCCGGCUCUGCCUUUCAAAGACCGGCACAAGAAGGCCUCCUGCCCAGAUGUGUGCCUACCAGGGCUUCCUGAGCCUGAUAUGAAGCUGUGGAACAAGUACAAGGUGACGAGUAUUCCCUCGCUGGUGUUCAUUGAUGCCACCACAGGGAAGGUGGUGUGUCGGAACGGUUUACUCGUGGUGAGAGACGACCCUAAAGGUUUAGAGUUCCCCUGGGGUCCGAAGCCGUUUGCGGAGGUUGUGGCCGGACCCUUACUCUGGAACAAUAGGCAGACGGCAGGCAGCAGCUCUUUGGAGGGCUCCUAUGUGGGGGUGUACUUUUCUGCACACUGGUGCCCUCCCUGCCGCAGUCUGACCCGAGUGCUGGUGGAGUCCUACCGCAAAGUGAAGGAAUCGGGACACAAGUUUGAGAUUGUAUUUGUUAGUGCUGACAGGUCAGAAGACUCCUUCACACAGUAUUUUAGUGAAAUGCCCUGGCUGGCUGUUCCGUACACAGACGAGGCCCGGAGGUCUCGCCUCAACAGACUCUACGGCAUUCAAGGCAUCCCUACACUGAUCCUGCUGGACACGGAGGGUCACAUGAUCACGCGGCAGGGCCGGGUGGAGGUUCUGAAUGACCUGGAGUGUCGGCUGUUUCCAUGGCACCCACGGCCGGUGCUGGAGCUCAGCGAGUCCAACGCCGUGCAGCUCCACGAGGGACCCUGCCUCGUACUGUUUGUGGAUGCUGAGGAAGAGGGCGAGCUGGAGCCGGCCAAGGAGCUGAUCCAGCCAAUUGCAGAGAAGAUCAUGGCCAAGUACAAGGCCAAGGAUGAGGAGACCCCGCUGCUUUUCUUCGUGGCCGGAGAGGACGACAUGAGUGACUCGCUGCGAGAUUACACCAACCUGCCCGAGGCUGCACCUCUGCUGACCAUCCUGGACAUGUCUGCUCGUGCCAAAUACGUCAAAGACGUGGAGGAGAUCACGCCGGCUGUGGUGGAGCAGUUUGUCACUGACUUUCUGGCUGAGAAGCUCAAACCAGAGCCCAUUUAACGCAGAGCAGAAAGCCUGGACAGCACUACACCUCCCUCCAGACCCCUGACCUUCAGCCCCCUGACCUCCGGACCCCUCUCCCCGCUCUUCCAGUGAGACUGUUUAAAAGAGAAGCCUCACUUUGUACUGAUAUUAUCCCCUCUUCCCCUUUUUUAAAACAAAAUCUCCCACCCUUCUUCCUGGAGUCGUCGUUCUCCUCAUUCUCCUGCUCCUCCUGCUCUCCUGUGGUGCCUUGCGUUUACAUCCUGGAUGAUAAAAAUCUGGUUAAAAAAAACUCAGAUAUUUUUUUGGCAUUCAUAGAACUUCAUAGCAUAGAUGAAACCCUUCACAGCUGCGGCAGAUUGUUUUGGUUAUUCAGAGCAACUUUUUAUUGCUUUUAUUUGAUUAGUAAAAAUUAUACAGCUUUUAUUUUCAGAUAUCGUUUUAAAGAAGAAUAAAAUAUAACAUAAGAGAGUCGUAUGGUUGAGAUAAACAGUGCACAUUUCUUUUGCAGCUCCUUCACCUGAUCACCUGAUUCUCCUCACUAGGCUGUAGUUCUCUCCUUAUGGGUGCUGAUUAUUAUGAUGAUUAUUAUGCACAUGUGGACAAACUGAUACUGAUAUCUCUGUUUAAAAGAAAAAAACAAAAGUCUAUUCUUUUGCGUGGCAGCCGUUUUUAUGCAGUUACUUUUAUUCAUCCAGAACCUUGUUGAUACUUGAUGUGAUGAUGAUGAUGUAUUAAGACUGAUUGUUUUCCAUCUCCAGACACAUUUUUUUAAGUGGAUUUUCUGUGAAGGUCCCCUCUAUUAAAGCAGUUGGCAGAUGCUGACGGCACAGAAUAGCAUUAUUAGCACGUUUCCAUACUAAAUGUAGAGGCGCUUUAGAGCGUGCACAGCUUCAGUCUCUCCUUCGUUGUGUUUCUGAUGAGCCUAGGCCAUUAAAACUCACUGUCUA
Messenger RNA from Astyanax mexicanus (Mexican tetra), 2609 nucleotides. RefSeq names its product nucleoredoxin (gene nxn). Gene Ontology annotation, molecular function: thioredoxin-disulfide reductase (NADPH) activity. The transcript has 9 exons. Bases 376 to 1677 code for a protein of 433 amino acids. The record is from RefSeq and is a predicted model, not a curated record. Lineage: Eukaryota; Metazoa; Chordata; Actinopteri; Characiformes; Acestrorhamphidae.